AUGCGGAUUCCAGGGCGACUGAACGACAGGAGAACCCCCCUGGGGGAGCUGAACUGGAUCUUCACGGCCAUCACGGACACCAUCGCCUGGAACGUCCUGCCGAGAGACCUUUUCCAGAAGCUCUUCAGACAGGACCUGCUGGUGGCCAGUUUAUUUCGGAACUUCCUCUUGGCCGAGCGCAUCAUGCGCUCCUACAACUGCACCCCGGUCAGCAGCCCCCGCCUCCCUCCCACCUACAUGCACGCCAUGUGGCAAGCAUGGGACCUUGCUGUUGAUAUUUGCCUCUCCCAGUUACCUACGAUUAUAGAGGAAGGAACUGCCUUUAGGCACAGCCCCUUCUUUGCGGAGCAGCUGACGGCGUUCCAGGUGUGGCUGACCAUGGGUGUGGAGAACCGCAACCCCCCAGAGCAGCUCCCCAUCGUCCUGCAG
Mesitornis unicolor (brown roatelo) is the source of this 429-nucleotide messenger RNA. Its product is annotated as regulatory-associated protein of mTOR-like. Gene Ontology annotation, molecular function: protein-macromolecule adaptor activity. The transcript has 5 exons. Gene Ontology annotation, cellular component: cytoplasm; TORC1 complex. Lineage: Eukaryota; Metazoa; Chordata; Aves; Mesitornithiformes; Mesitornithidae. Gene Ontology annotation, biological process: cellular response to amino acid stimulus; positive regulation of cell growth; TORC1 signaling. The annotation marks the transcript as partial. The record is from RefSeq and is a predicted model, not a curated record.